This is a messenger RNA of Magallana angulata, 6770 nucleotides long. Its product is annotated as 5'-3' exoribonuclease 1-like. The record is from RefSeq and is a predicted model, not a curated record. Gene Ontology annotation, cellular component: nucleus. Lineage: Eukaryota; Metazoa; Mollusca; Bivalvia; Ostreida; Ostreidae. Gene Ontology annotation, molecular function: 5'-3' RNA exonuclease activity; RNA binding. The transcript is spliced from 37 exons. Gene Ontology annotation, biological process: rRNA catabolic process; nuclear-transcribed mRNA catabolic process. The coding region runs from base 92 to 5665 and encodes 1857 amino acids.
CCGGUGAAGAAGAAGAUUGUUUCACAAUUAGACACAUAUUUUACAAAGAUUGUAUAGAUUCGUAUAUGUUUUCUUACAAAGAAUAAUCAGCAUGGGUGUACCUAAGUUCUAUAGAUGGGUUAGUGAAAGAUAUCCAUGUCUCAGCGAGACCGUCAAGGAAUAUCAGAUUCCUGAAUUUGACAACUUAUAUUUGGACAUGAAUGGUAUCAUCCAUGUUUGCUCACAUCCCGAAGAUGAUAAUCCUCACUUUAGAAUAACAGAGGAGAAAAUAUUUAAGGAUAUUUUUCAUUAUCUGGAGUUUUUGUUUCGAAUGAUUAAACCCAGGAAAGUGUUUUUCAUGGCAAUAGAUGGAGUAGCACCAAGAGCAAAAAUGAAUCAGCAGCGUGGCAGAAGAUUUAGGUCUGCACGAGAAGCAGAGGCUUUGGAAAGAAAGGCCAGAGAAUCCGGGGAAACUCUGCCUACAGAAAAGAGAUUUGAUUCAAAUUGCAUCACCCCAGGAACAGAGUUCAUGGUGAAGCUACAUGAACAGUUAAAGUAUUUUGUUACCAGCAAAAUUUCCAGUGAUCCAUUAUGGCAUGGAGUGGAUGUGUACCUAUCUGGACAUGAGACACCAGGGGAAGGGGAACAUAAGGUCAUGGACUUUAUUAGAUGUCAAAAAUCUAAGCCAGACUAUGACGCAAACACACGCCACUGUCUGUACGGAUUGGAUGCAGAUCUUAUGAUGCUGGGUUUGGCCACUCAUGAACCACAUUUCUCACUGUUGAGAGAGGAAGUCAGGUUUGGUGGGAAAAAAGACAGGAACAAAAGACCAGCCACACCUGAAGAGACCACCUUUCAUCUUCUUCACCUCUCUCUAUUCAGAGAGUAUCUUGAUUUUGAAUUCUCCUUUCUGAAGGACAAGCUGCCAUUUGGUUACAGCCUGGAGAACAUCAUUGAUGACUGGAUAUUGAUGGGCUUCUUAGUGGGCAAUGAUUUCAUCCCCCACCUCCCUCACUUACACAUACACCACGAUGCUCUCCCCUUACUCUGGAAAACCUACAUGACAAUUCUCCCUGAAUGCGGAGGGUACAUGAAUGAAGGUGGUCAUUUGAAUCUAGAAAGAUUUGACAGAUACAUGAAGGAACUGGCGAAAUUUGAUUUGGAUAAAUUCAGUGAAGUUUUCACAGAUCUCAAAUGGUUUGAAGGAAAGAAAGCUGAAAGAUCAGAAAAAGAGCAGAUGGAGGGAAAUUCCAGGAAGAACAAAAAGGAUAAUCUGAACCAGUUUUUGUUACUGGAGUCUCUGGAUAAUAGUGAGGUGGAGGGUCAGCCGAGUGAAAAUCAGGAGAAGUCUCAGUUAGAUGAGGAUACCGAGGAUUUGGCUGAGGAGGAGGACGAGGAUAGCGAUACGUUUGACGAGGAAUUCCGCCUCCAUAAGAGGAACUACUAUAUGACUAAGCUGGAGUAUGAGAAUGUUGACAAGCAGGUACUGCGGGAUCAGUGUGAGGAGUAUGUGAGGGCCAUUCAGUGGAUCCUGCUCUACUACUUUGAGGGUGUUCCAUCUUGGAGCUGGUUUUACCCACAUCAUUAUGCUCCCUUCAUCAGUGAUGUCACAGACUUUAAGGACAUGGAAAUCAAGUUUGAGAUGGGAUCACCAUUCCUGCCAUUCCAGCAGCUGAUGGCCGUGUUACCAGCGCCAAGCAAAGAGCUCCUACCAGAGCCCUAUCAGAAACUAAUGACCCAGGAUAUUUCGCCUGUGAUAGACUUUUAUCCAGUAGAUUUCCAGACUGACCUGAAUGGUAAACAACAAGAGUGGGAGGCGGUGGUCCUCAUUCCAUUCAUAGACGAGGCAAGGUUGUUAGAGGCAAUGAAGUCAGUGGAAAAUCAGCUGUCGCCCAGUGAGAAGAAAAGAAAUGCUCAUGGACCCUGCCUUCUGUAUGAUUACACACCUGACAUGCUAGAGCCGUGUACUUCAACAAUCCCCGAUGUAUUCCCAGAUAUCAUUAAUAACCAUGCCAGAUUGAGAGAGCUUGGAGUCGAUGCAUUUAGAGUGGACCCAGACAAAAUGGUGAAGGGCCUCAUGCCACAAGUCCGACUGGAUGUCUAUUUUCCUGGUUUUCCCACCCUCAAACACAUACCCCACAAGGCCUUCUUGAAGAAGGAAGGAGUUAAAGUAUUUCAGAUGAAUAGCAGAAAUGAAAACAUGAUGCUGGAAAUAUUGGAAGAUCCAGAUAAACCAGUAGAUAUUGAGGAUGUUGCAGAGACAUUGUUGGGAAACACAACCUAUGUAGGAUGGCCUCAUUUGUUUGAAGCGAAAGUGGUUCAGGUGUCAAAUGAUACAGACAGGUAUGUACUGGUGGAAGCUCAUCAGAAGGGAGGGAAAGGUCCAAAAGUCAAAGAGAUUGUGAAAGAAGUUUUGAACAACUCUGAGUGCAAUAUCUGGCAAAAGGAGGUCUCCAGCAUCAAGGAAAGAUACCAUGACCGUUUGGGUGUUGUGAUAGGAAAUACCUCAGUCUUGUUAAAAGCUUUGCCAAUGAAUGGUAGAACGUUUGGUUGUGGAUCACAUGGAGUGAUUACCCUUCAGAAACAGUUUUCUCAAAACCCGGUUCCUUUUGUUUACCAGGCCACAGUCAAGGAUAUUUCAGUCCAUGACCCCAGUUUCUGCCAGUACAAGACCCUGUCUGAGUUGUUCCCUGUGGGUGAGGUGGCCUUCAUGUUAGGGUGGCCACACUACGGCUGUCAGGGGGAGGUGUUAGAUGUGGAGGAAGGAGAGAGCCCCAGGGUCAGGAUCAACGUCACCACCCUGGAGGAACCCAACCUAGCAAAGUUUAACGAUACCGAGAGGUACAACCAGCAGUAUUACACCUCGUUCCAAGCAGCCCAGUGGCUGGGAAUCGGCUCCCACUUUCUGUCUCGAAUCACUGGCUGUAUAUUCAUCAAACCUGGAUCUCGGGCAAAUCCCAAAGACGCUCACAUGGUGAACAUUGGUCUGAACCUGAAGUUUACUAAGAAGUGUGAGGAAAUCCCAGGUUAUACCAGAUUGACCCCAGAGGGAUGGCUGUACUCCCAGAAAGCCUCAGACACAGUUCUAGAAUACCUAGAAAAAUUCCCAGAACUUUGGGACAUUGUUGCUAACAUGGACAGAGAAAAGAAUGAUGUGAUCUAUGAAGAAGAUAUCUUUAAAAAUUUGAGAGAGACCAUGGAGAAUGUAGUCGAGUACGUGAAGUCCCUGCCCUGCUCCCAGAUCAAACCCCAGAAAGUGGGCGCCGAUGUGCUGGACGAAGGAGUGGUCCAGGCCAUCCAGAAAGAGGCUCAGACCAUCAAUGAGAGGAAUAAAAAGAAGAUGAAUGUGAAGAAAGUGAAGAUGCAAGUGAAACCUUAUCUAUUGUACAAGCCUCUAAUUAUCCAAGGAGGUGUGGUACCAGACCCCACUGUUCAGUACGAGAUGUUUGACAGAGUGGUUAACGUCAGGACUGGCUACUCAGUACCCUUCGGUCUAAGGGGGACGGUGGUGGGAAUACAGAAAGGAGAAAAGGAUGCAGAUGCAAUAUACGAUAUCAUAUUUGAUGAGGAAUUCCCUGGAGGAAUAGUUAUCAGGGGAUCUUCAGAAAGAGGAUACAGACUUCAGUCAGCAGCAAUGAUCAACAUCACCCAUGGAUGUCGUAAAAAUGGGGCUGCAAAAGACCCAAGAUCACAAACAGCCCAGGAACAACAUCGUGGUGGACAGUUCCAGAACAGCAAAAGCUACUCAGGGGUACAGUACCAACAAAGGCAGCAGUCCUAUCCCUCAGGAAACCAAAGUAGGGGGUUCAAUUCCUAUGCCGAUGCUUCCCGGGGAAGUCAAGGGUCAUACAGUAGCCUGAAAAAUCGGAACGAUAACAGCAGGAACCAGGAUUACGAUAAGGAGUGGGGUUAUAAUAAGGGACAGAGAAAUUCACAGUGGGAUAGGGGGUAUUCCGGAGACUACCAGGCUAAUAUAAACUAUGAUGGUUAUAACGAUAGAGGUCACAGUUCAGAAGGUUCCUGGCGUAGAGGGGGGAACGAUAAUGGAGACAGUUGGAGGCGGGGUCAGAAUGGAGGCAGGGACGUGAGGCAGCAGCAGAAGGAGGAGAACCGGAGGGAGAACCAGAUCAAGUCACAGCAGAAUAAAUCACAGAGUAAGGAAAGGGAUGUAGAUUUAAGACAGCAGAGUUUUGAUGGCAGUGAUUCGGUGAAGCCCACUUUUGUGACACCCAAAGUAACUCAGCAGGCUAAAAAGGACGACAGCUCAAGAAAGAGUAUUCCUGAUGGACAAAGUGAGUUUGCAAAUAUGUGGAAAGAGUUACAGUCAUCCAGCACAUCCAGCAAACCCAAGGAGACAACUAAGCCUAUCACCCUGGACCAAGCAGCAGCGGCCCUGGACAAGGUCCCAAGUCCCCAGGCUCCUCAGAGUGCCGCCGACCAGAAGCCGCCCAGCACCACGCUGGAGCAACUGUUCAAUCAGGCCAAGUCUGCCCAGGAGCAGACAGCUAAAGAAAAAUCACCAAAUGCUGAGGACACUGCAGCAGCUCUGAAGCAGAUGCUGAAAAUUGGUUCUGAUCAAGAAAACACAAAUUCACCAUCAAAACCUAAUACUAAUAAAGACUUUAUGCGGCAGUUGUCAGUUCAAGAACUGUUUGAUGGUGCUAAGCAGCUACCUCCCACCACCCAGCUGGCUCCCGGUCAGUCCCCUCAGGGACAGGACAGGCAGAGACAGAAGGCCCCCGACCACCAGGAGCAAGGCCAGAGGAACCACCCUUCCCAGCCACCCCAGGGACACCGUAGGAACCCGGUGCAGGAUCUUGCAACCUGGUGCAGGUCACUUGGAAAACCCGAACCUAGAUAUGAUUUUGUUGGACAACCCGGUGCCUAUAGCUGCAUUGUGACAUUAAUACCAGAUGGUGCUAGAUUUAAGGGAUCAGAGAUGAGAAAUCAGCAAGAUGCCAUUGAAAAUGCAGCAGCUAUUACUCUUCUUCAGAUUGGAGGACAGCAAAUGAAUGCCCAGAUGGGAUUACCUGGAAUGAGACAAUUAGCUUCACCAAAUUCAGCAUUCAAACCAGUACCACAGAUGCUACCACCCUAUAAUAUGGGUCCUAACAUGCGACUUCCAAGGCAUCAUGGUCCUCCCAUGCAACAGUUCUAUGUACCUCCACAGUAUAGAAACUUUAGACCUCCUCCAGCAUACUAUAAUGGUCCCAACAAACAGAACCCAGGUAAUUACCAGGGGCCCAACCAUCCCAAUCAGCAGGGUCAGUGGAGGCCACAGUCUGGUGGUCACAACAGCAAACAUGGAGACAGAGCAGCAAAUCCUGAGGACAGGAAAUCAGACCUAGACCCUCACAGCAACCCUUUUGUACCGCUGCAGGUAACAAGACAACAGAAAACCCCAAACAAAAGGAAAGAGUCCGAUCCUGGACAGGAAACAAGUGAGAGGACUGGGUCAGAAAGAGUGGAAAACAAGAGAGAAUCGGGGACACAUGAAAACACAUCAGCAGGGAGUAAAAAGAGGGACUUGAACCAGGCUGCCAAUCAAGUGGGUCCUGAUGCCAAAUCUGUUACCAAGGGAAACGCUAAUCAGAAAAAUUCAGAAAAGUCGCCACACAAGGCUCAGGGGGGUCACAACAAGAGAAGGUCUCGUAUCGCAGCCAACUUAAAUUUCGGUGCAUCUUGAUUUUUCAGCGGCACUAUAGCAGUGAUUAAAUUGUAGUUGUAAACUUUGAUUCGUGUUGGAAAGAAGGUGCAGUCUUUUUUUUAAUGAGGAAACGUUGUUUUGGCAUUGUAUACUGCAAUUUUGUGAUACAAAUCAAAAGAGCAGUCCGUCCAGUUUCAAUAAAAAUAAUUUGGACACGGUCAUGUGUGCACAUACAUGUACAUGUGUAUUUAUGUAAUACAUGUAUACGUUUUUCUGUAGUUUUAAAAAUUAAAACUACAGAGAUUUAGUAUGUUUUUAUUGUAAACUGUGUUCAGUGAAUCAAUGGAGUAUUUUAUUUCAUUCAUGAAUCUGGAGUAACAAUGGUAAUAUCAAUCCACUGAACUCCAUGCAUUUUAUUUUUGUCUCAUACAAAAACACAUUUCUGCUACAGAAUGUUCUGUGUUAUGAUAUUUUUUAGAUAUGAGAAACUAGUAGUUUCUUUUAUGUUUCUUUUGAAAAAUGUGAUAUGUAAUUUUUCUGUGGUGAUGUUUUGAAAUGUAUCUACCGUAAUUAAUAAUUUUCUGAGUGCUUAAAAUUUUACUUUAUUUUGGGGGAGGAAUAAAGGUAAAGAUAAAUAAUUCCAAAUUUGGUGUAUAUUAAUGUAGAAGAAUAUAUUAAGAUUAUUCCCCAGUCUCACGAAUUUAUAUAAGAAAAAAAGGUAUAGAAAAGAAGCCCAAAAUGCCUCUGUAUGCAAAUGUUUUAAUACAUAUUAUUAAUUCAUUUAAAAAGGAUUGAAUCAACUUUUGAUAUGUAUCAAUACUAAAAUGUCCCAUUCCCCCUCAAAUGGAUUGCUUCAUGUACUAUACAAUGCACAUGUGAACAUGUGUUUAAAAUUUAGUAAGACACAUGUACAUUAAGUAUUUUAUAAACUAUUUACUUGUAGGCUCUAACUGAACCGUGUGAAUCCCAGGAACUUUGAGCUGUUAUACAAUUUUUUUUACCUGUCUACUGUGUUUUCUUGUACAAGUACUGUUGUGCAUCUUAUAGAUUUUUCUUGAAUGAUAUUCAUGUAUAUUUUGUAUAAAAUGUUCUGUGAAUUCCUGACUGAAAAAAGUAAAAGAUAAAAAUUUGUUCAACAUCCAUA